This is a messenger RNA of Alternaria incomplexa, 621 nucleotides long. RefSeq names its product 60S ribosomal subunit assembly/export protein. Gene Ontology annotation, molecular function: mRNA binding. The transcript is spliced from 2 exons. Bases 1 to 621 code for a protein of 206 amino acids. The record is from RefSeq and is a predicted model, not a curated record. Gene Ontology annotation, cellular component: nucleolus; preribosome, large subunit precursor. Gene Ontology annotation, biological process: intracellular mRNA localization; ribosomal large subunit biogenesis. Lineage: Eukaryota; Fungi; Ascomycota; Dothideomycetes; Pleosporales; Pleosporaceae.
AUGGGUCUCUCCAAGCCCUCCACCAAGGGCAAGACCUCCUCAAAAGGCAAAUCCGGCCCAGCGAAAUCCGGCGCCAACAAACCGAAAGCGAAAUCUGCGAAACCGACUGGUAGCGCGCCCGAGGGCAUAUCGAAGCGCAAGCAAAAGUCCAUGUCCUUGGCUAAACCGGGUGGCCAGCAAAAAACCAAGAGUGUUGUUUCCAGGGAUGGCAGGAAGAAGAAGCGCGUGUAUACGGAGAAGGAACUGGAUAUCCCGGCGCUGAACGGCAUUAUACCUGCUGGUAUUGCGAAACCGAAGGGUGUGAAGAAGGGGAAGAAGUUUGUUGAUGAUCCGGCUAGUAUGAUGGCCAUCAUGUCCGUCGUCAACGCCGAGAAGGAAGGCCACCUCGAGUCCAAGAUCGCCAAAGCACGUCAGCUAGAAGAGAUACGCGAGGCCAAGCGGAAAGAAGCCGAGGCGAGGAAAUCAGAUAAGGACCAAGCUUUCGAGGAGAGGAAACAGGAUCUCAAGAAGAAGAGGAAGAGGCAUAGUGAGCCUGGUGCUGGUGGGAAUAAGGAUGAGGGCGACAAGAUCAAGGAGAAGGAUCGCAAGUUCAAGCAGAGGAAGAGGGUUAGCUUUGGUUGA